This is a messenger RNA of Musa acuminata AAA Group (dessert banana), 657 nucleotides long. RefSeq names its product splicing factor 3B subunit 6-like protein. Gene Ontology annotation, cellular component: precatalytic spliceosome; catalytic step 2 spliceosome; U2 snRNP. The record is from RefSeq and is a predicted model, not a curated record. Lineage: Eukaryota; Viridiplantae; Streptophyta; Magnoliopsida; Zingiberales; Musaceae. Gene Ontology annotation, molecular function: RNA binding. Gene Ontology annotation, biological process: mRNA splicing, via spliceosome. The coding region runs from base 104 to 481 and encodes 125 amino acids. The transcript has a single exon.
AGAAUCCACCGACCCCGUCGUCCCCGCAGAAGAUAAACCCGUCCAUCGGAAGAUAACCCGAACCCUAAGAAUCGAAUCGAAUCGAUCGACCUAUCUAUCAAUCAUGGCGACGAUUAGCCUUCGAAAGGCGAACACCCGACUCCCACCGGAGGUGAAUCGGGUGCUGUAUGUGCGCAAUCUGCCUUUCAACAUCUCGAGCGAGGAGAUGUACGACAUCUUCGGUAAGUACGGCGCCAUCCGCCAGAUCCGCAUCGGCACCAAUAAGGACACCCGCGGCACCGCCUUCGUCGUCUACGAGGACAUCUACGACGCCAAGACCGCCGUCGACCACCUCUCCGGCUUCAACGUCGCCAACCGCUACCUCAUCGUCCUCUACUACCAGCAAGCUAAGAUGGCCAAAAAGGCCGACCAGAAGAAGAAGGAGGACGAGAUUACCCGGUUGCAGGAGAAGUACGGCAUUUCCACCUCUAAAGACAAGUAAUUAUUGGAAAGGCUGUAACCUUUUUAUAUGUUUACUCUACUUGUGAAAUCUGGGUUUCCGUCGUCGGUAACUGAUUUAGGUAUGUUGACCUGUUAUGAACUCGACCGCUGAGCUAUAAAUUGUAUGACUUAUUGUAGUUUCACUUGAAAAACAAAAGAAAAUGGUACUUUAGUGUA